CUUUUUCCUUCCCAUUUCUUCUCAGCUAUUUCAUUCUGUGUUGCAACGCGUUUUGCGCAAGAUAAUAUCCAGAAUGUAGUAAUAUGGUUUUCUCUCUCUCUUGUACAUUUAAGCCGCGAAGCGCCUCGUACUCGCAUUGUUUAUGUGUUAACCGGUGGCACUGCGCGCUAAAGUGGCUAAACGGCGCAGAACUAAAGUUGUAGAAAGUUUCAUUAGUGUGUAGGCUACUGUUUUUGCGUAAAUGAUGCUUCGAGCUGAAUGGCGCUUUCCACACAAACUUCGAAAACUUUCCGUAACUGAUGUACGAUAAGAAAACGCGUAGGCAUGGCAACGCGCUGAACGUUACACUUCAUUUUCCACAUACAAAGAGGCGCAGGUUGUUUACAUGACAGUCUACGGAUCUUUACGGGGCUUUUGUCGCUAUUUUGCGGUUUUAUUCGAAGGCAGGUAGCGAAAAGAUGAUGUAUUUCUGUUUCGUUGCGUUCUUCGAGGCGAUGGAGACGUGCAGCAAGUUUCUGAGGAAAACUUUAUGAAUAGCGCAACUGCGUGGACAACUUUCGCACUUAGGUGUGUUUGGGGGGGCUGCAGUUGCACAAAGUUUCUCGUGGCGUGACCAAAGUGGCGUGAUGGAGCUUAUCACUCUCCAAAAACUUUUCGACAGAAGUUCAAGGAAUUUAAAUCACUCUCUUUUAAUCUUCUGAAGAAGGCAUGUGCAUAGAAAUUGUACUUUUUUGUUUUCUUGGCAUGUACAGUAGUCGUUUCCCCCUUAUCUUUUCUUGUUGAUGUUAUUCAUCGAUAGAAACUUUCAUACAGACGACAGGAACACACUUCCAGUGUUCUAGUUAUUUGCAGCAAGUUGUGUGUAUACGUAUGCGUCUGUGUUUAUAUCCUAUACAUUGUUUGGAUUUUGAGUUGUUGCAAGGUUCCUCAGUUCUGCAAACGUGGUAAUGUUUCCAGUUAAUUUGGUUUUACAAUCACUUUCACAUUAGAAUAUCAUUAGUAGGUUUAAGUAGGUGGAAACAAGUAUUUAUCUUCAAACUGAUAAAAUCACCCACACUUCACUUGAAUGUGCUGUACUGAAGCGUAACCUGUAUCUGAUUGUUAUGAUACAAAAUCCCAUGUUGGUUCCAGUAGAUGAGUUGCGCUGUUUCCUGUAAACUGUGAAAGUUGCCACACUCGGGCAGUCUGGAAAUGAUAUGCUCUCUUUUUCUUUCUGAAAUGGUUUGUCGCUAGAAGUUUCUUAAUGACAAAGCCCGUGCAGGCGAGUGCGGCUCAUCAUUUAGAGAAACUUAAAGAAACUCACAACUGUAAACAUAGUUUCAGAUACAGUCAACAGGGAACCUCAGUUCUGUCAUCAUCAGGCGUGUGCAGUUGCAAUCGCUUUAUCUUAACUCUUUUUACAGUUACAUGCCAUUUGUGUUCUUUUCAAGAUUUCAAAAACGUUUCCCCACUUUGUUUUCCGUGCAUGAAAUGCUUCAUUGUCAUUUUGCAUGUAUAACAACCUUGAGAUCAGACGAAAAUUCUCCCAUCUGCUUGAAAUAUUAUUUAAUUCCUCAUGCGUCGUAAACACUUAAAUAUGUGAAUUUGUUCUUGCUAUCCGUUCAGCGGUUUACUAGAUUCAGUUCUCAGUCUACACAGAAGAAUAAGAUCCACAUGAGUUGUCUGAUAAGGCGCGUUUGAAGUGAUUGAAAAGCUUGAGGUGUAUUUGAAAUGUAAAUGACUCCACAUCUGUGAGCUCUUUGGAGAGAGGCAAUAGAUCAGUGCUGUAUAGUCAGGAACUUUACGGCUGACAAAUGAAUUUGGGCCUUGGUGGAGGGAGAAAGCAGCAGUGGGGGUCUUCCAUUUGUUCUUCGUGGCUUCUGAGUUUGCACAACUUCUUUUUGGGCUAACUUCUUGCCGCACUGUGAUUUGCCACUUGUGUCCCUGCGGCAGAUUCAUGUGGCGUUGGUGCCGUUGAAUAAGAAGCCUGUAGAGAAAAUAAAUUGUAGGAGAUUUUUUUUUCUUUUUUAGAAUGACAGAGAUAGAGAAUGGAUCACGCUACCAUAUUAAAUCCAGGUGUUUGCUUGCAAAGAACAUAUUGUGUAUGUAUAUAGUUGAGGACUUUAAAAAAUUAUCUUUUUUUUUUUUACUUUUCUUGGUUGUUAGAAAAUAUAUUUGGACUAGUGUAUAUUUUUAUUCAUUUGUUGCUCAAGACUUAACUCAAACUUUUAAAAACUUAAACUUGAAGAUGUUCAUAUAGCAAAGGAGCACUUAAUAUAAUACCAAAACAGUUUUGUUUUUUUUUGAUAGAUUGAAUACCUUUUUUAAAAGUGAUUGAAUCUUCCUAAAAUGACAUCAUUUUUUUUCUUUAAGUUAUGUUUUGUGCAACGCCACAGUGUUUUUUCCACUCGCUAUAUACCGGCACCAUGCGAGUCUGCAAACUACCAUAGCUGCUAGUGUUUGGAAAUGACGCAUCAGUGACUUUAUAGAAAUUCCUUUUUGUUUUGUUUUUUGUGGUUUGAAAUCUCCAAACAUGGGAGACAGGAAAGUUGAAAUUUUUUUUGUAUCCGCCUGAUGAAAUGUCAAGGUUUACACAGAGACAGCUCCUAAUAAUUGGUAGCCUUAAAAGCUUUUAUAAGAUAUAUUUGAUUUAGCCUGCGUAUGAAUAGCUAGUCUUUUUUCCUCCGGAUUUUCAAGAAUAAAAGAGCCGCGGUUCACAGAGGUCGUCCCUUGUCUCGUCAUAUGCUUUUCAUCCUGUUUUUAGCAGUGUUUUGAAGUCACUAAAUGGCUCUGGAUGUGUGCUAUAGACUUGUUAUGGUGAGUUAUAGCAGAUAUAUUGUAAAGACUUGCCAUCGUCAUGGAUUUUCUCACUAUACUUUCAUGCAAUAUGAAUGGAUUUGAAGAGAAAUAACUAGAAAUGUGCAGUUUUGUGUGAGUGUAGUCACUUGGGGUGGUAUAUGAGAGGAAGUUUUUGUCAUCUGAAUUAAAUCCUUUAAAUAUAAGUGUUUCUUUUGUUCUCUUCCCUUUUUUUUCUCACACCCUGUGUGGGAAAGAAACACAAGGACCUUUGACCUAAGGUGUCUUAGCAACCUCUUUGCUUUAAAAGUAUAGGUUUAGCCUCUACAUAUAUUUAUUAAUGCAUGUCAGAAAUUUAACUCAAGUGUGUUUAACAACUCCUCCAGAUAAGAGACGGUUUGGGUCUCUGACUCUGUCAGAGCUGUUUGACAUCACUUGUUAGGCUAAUUAUGUGGCGUGUAAUAUUUUAGUGGUUAGCGUACAUCUGGUAAAGUUUGCUGACUGAAAACUCUCGUAUUCCCAGUAGAGUGGUAGGUUGCACUGCAAACGAAGAAAAAGAAAUCGAAGUUCCCCUAAAUCUUCAAUCUUACUCAUUGACAAAAACUUGCUUUUUUCUGAGGAAUUAAAAAUAACUGACAUUUGUUUUGAAUAUGCAAGUUACAGUGAUGUGUGAUGAUAAACCUUUUAUUGGUCGGAUGUGUUGACAUUUUGGCUGCAUGUGGUUUUUCAAAGCUAGCGGUUCCCGUUAGGUUAGCUUCUCACAUGAGCCUUCUAUACUAAAAUUGGAACAUUAAUAAACAUUUGUUUGUUUCAGAACAUUCGCCUUGUUAGCCUAGCUUUGUCUCGCAAGCCUCCGUGCUCAGCUUCAUAUCAGAAACUUUCUAAAAGUUUUCAGUCUAGAUCUUCCAGCAGUGCCUACUUCCUCUCCUCCCCAUUCCGACGUGCCGAGUUUAGUGCGUCCGCCGAUCCUCCUGUCCGCCGGCCCCUCUGGAACGUUGAUGAUGAUCGAGAAGAACGGCAUGGUGUGGUCACCCCUCGCACCCAGGAUCAUCUGCACCUGUGAGGUCUUCUGAGAAGAGGAAGUACGGGACGGCGCAUUUCACAAGCAACGCACGUAGAGCGUAGAGAGUAAACUUUGUGAACACUGUGGGGAAAAAAAUGGAAUGAUUCCCAGGCCAGAAUGGAUGUGGAAUAAAGGAUACCUCGGAGCGCUCCUCAGGGAAGGGUCUUUGGAUACUCUGCCAGCUUUGAUAUCUGCCUCCCUGUUGGAUUUGAGUGUGAUAAUGCUAUAACCCAAUGCUUAACAGAGAUAUGGUGCGGAAAAAGAAUCCCCCUUUGAGAAGCUUCGGCGGCGAAGAAGACGAGGGCGAGGCGGUGGCGGCCGAGGCCACGGGCCCAGAGAGCGGGAACGCGGGGAGCCAGGCCUCAGAGCCCGACCGGGCUGUGGGCGAAGAACAGGAGGAACCGUCCUCCCCUGGCCCCAUCAAACCGGACAGGCCUGACUUGCAUUACUCCAGCCACAAUCUGGCAGCAUCCUACUCUAGCCGUGAGGGCACCGACACCGAACCGCUGGACUCUACCGCCUCCCCGACAAACUCUGAUCCAGGUGACUGUGAGGACGAGCGGAACGGUCUCAAGCCCAGCACCCGGUCAAGCGGCGUCAUCGUACAGGGCUGCACCAGUAACGGAGACGAGAGGGACGCCACGCACAGCCCGCUGGCGUUGCUGGGCUCUGACAGCCCCCGUGGUGCGGCUGUCGAAGGCUCUAAAGUCCCUCCUGUUACACUUCAUCCACAGAGGCCCAUUGGGGGAGCGGAGGACGCCCCUAGCCCUCUGGGAGCUGAGACGGGAGCACCUCCUCCCACCUCACCAAAACUACAAGACUUUAAGUGCAACAUUUGUGGCUACGGUUAUUACGGCAAUGACCCCACGGAUCUGAUCAAACACUUUCGUAAGUACCAUUUGGGCCUGCACAACCGGACGCGGCAGGACGCGGAGCUGGACAAUAAGAUUCUGGCACUACAUAACAUGGUGCAGUUCACAGCCCAAACACAGGCCAAAGACUCAGCGCGCCUCCUCGGCCAGUCAGCUCAGAGCGGCUCUGCGGCGGAAGCAGGGUCCCCCAGGUCCUCCGUACUUAAUGGCACCUAUGACGUACAGGUAACGUUAGCCGGCACCUUCAUCGGAAUCGGGAGGAAGACGCAGGACUGUCAGGGCAACACCAAGUACUUCCGCUGCAAGUUCUGCAACUUCACCUACAUGGGAAGCUCCUCUGUAGACCUCGAGCAGCAUUUCCUGGCCACCCACCCCAACAAGAUGAAGAGUCCACCUCCGUCCAAUCCUAACCUGGAGGAGAAGUCCUCAACUGAACGGAAGGGGAACUGCGUACCACGCAUUGGGGCGGAUGAGCAAGGGAAGUGGGCCGAUCGGGUGGCGGUGAGGGCUGAAGAUGACUCUGUGGCUGGGUACUCUGUACCAAUCAGGGCGUCAGACUCCCCUAGCCACACUGGAGGUGAUGCCCCUGCAGCGUAUUAUUGGUGCAAGUACUGCAGUUUUAGUUGCGAAGCCAGCAGUGCUUCUAGGCUUCUGGAGCACUAUGAGAAGAGACACGGCCAGGCGGCCAUCAGGGAGGGAAGUCCAGGAGAACGGGACAGAAAGGCCCGUGACGGAGACUCCCAGUUACGUAAAAAGGAGAAGACUGGAGCAACGGGCGACCCAGAGACGGUAGUAACCAGUUACAACUGUCAGUUCUGCGACUUCCGUUACUCCAUGACUCACGGUCCGGACGUCAUCGUCGUGGCUCCACUUUUGCAUCACUACCAACGGGCUCACAGCAUUCACAAGUGCACCAUCAAACAUUGCCCCUUCUGUCCCCGUGGGCUCUGCACUCCUGAGAAGCACCUGGGGGAGAUUUCCUAUCCAUUCGCUUGCCGGAAGAGCUCCUGCUCGCACUGUGCUCUACUUCUGCUGCAGCUAACAGCCGGAGGGACCACUACCCCAUCCCCGCCAGCUCCCCGAGCGUCUGUCACCCAUCAGUGUGACCAGUGCCCGUUCACCUCCACUGAUAUUGACUUGCUUCUCUUGCACUAUGACAGCACCCACACCUCACACACCUUACUGGAAGUCAAACCAGAGGAGGAGGGAUCAGGGGACGCAGGGCCAGGGCGGGACCAUCCUGGAGAGUACGCCUGCACUAAGUGCCAUUUCUUCACUGAAGUGGAGGAGGAGAUCUUUCGUCACUACAGGAGAGUUCACGGCUGCUGUCGUUGUCGGCAUUGUAGCUUCACUGCCACGGACACCACGGCGCUGCUGGACCACUUUAACUCCGCCCACUGCCAGGACUCUGCGGAUCCAGCCUCUGCUCCUGCCAACGGCUGCUCUGCCCCUUCAACCCUCCGCAUCAAAGAGGAGAGCAAAGGUGAUAUGAAACUCUAUAGCCUGGUGACUCCGGAGGCCAGCGGGGCCGAGCCGCUUCCAGGCUCAGAGGGCGUGAAGAGUGAGGCCCAGGAUGAGAAGGAGAAAGGCUGGGUUGAAGCGCUGGGCCCUGUGACUGGCGGUGGAGUCCGAGGUGGGGAGCAACACGUGCAGAGCCUGGUGUGGGUGCCCAAAGAACGUGCAGGGGAGAUGCUUAGAGGAAGCCCAGCCCCGUUCCCCCAGGCCACACUGGGGCUGCUGAACGCUGUGGCAGCCGGGGUAAAAGACCAGCAGCAGCAGAAGGGUGCGACCAUGCUUAGAGACUCUUCGGGACUGAUCUUCAGCCUAGGCGCAGACGCUAAGGGCUACCUGCCAGGAACGCCGACGAGCGGUGUGGAGAAAGCCGGGCAGCAGUACCCAACUUCUACUGAGGGCAAAAGCGUGAAGGAAGAGUCUCAGUCGCUCUUAAGGAGACGGCGGGGCUCGGGGGUCUUCUGCGCCAACUGUCUGACCACCAAGACCUCGCUGUGGAGGAAGAAUGCCAACGGCGGCUACGUGUGCAACGCGUGUGGCCUCUAUCAGAAGCUGCACUCGACCCCCAGACCGCUGAACAUCAUCAAGCAAAACAACGGCGAGCAGAUCAUCCGUAGACGGACACGCAAGCGCCUGAAUCCCGACCCCGUACCGUCCGAGCAGGUUGGUUCCAAGCAGCAGCGCGUCAACAGCGAGGAACGUCUCAACGGCAGCCCCUUAGAGAGGAGGACUGAGGAAGCAGGAUCCGAUGGGUCUUUAUCACGUGCCGAGGCUCAAGCCCAGUUGGGAAAAUACGAGGCCUACGGUCCCUCGGGACCCAAAAGUCACCCUAGCCCCCGUUCCACCCACGCGUUCCUCGUCAACCAGACGCUGGAGAUCCAUAAGCGUAUGCCACCCCUGCAUAUGCACAAAAGCCCUGUGGACGGCGGGGCAGAGGGCAACGGGCUCAGCGCAGGAGCACCCCAGGGCGGGGACGGCAAGGGAGGUUCCGAACGGGGCAGCCCUAUUGAGAAGUACAUGCGUCCGUCGAAGCAAGCCAGCUACUCUCCCCCUGGAAGCCCUAUUGAGAAGUACCAGUACCCGUUCUUCAGUCUACCCAUCCUUCACAACGAGCUGCAAAACGAAGCGGACUGGUUGCGCUUCUGGACUAAGUACAAGAUGUCUGUGCCGGGCAACCCGGGCCACUAUUUGAGCCCCGUAGCUGGCCUUCCCAAUCCGUGCCAAAGCUUUGUGCCUUACCCUGCCUUCGGCUUACCGCCUCAUUUCCCCCCACCGACCCCUUCUGGACCCGAAAGCGACACGCCUCUCGAUCUGGCCAUGAAACAUUCCAAACCCAGUCCUACGCCCAACGGGACCCUCGUCGCCAAGGAAAAACGGGCAUCGCCCGUUUGCGAAAGGGAGCGGGAGACGGAACGCUCGGAAGAACCCGAAGAGGACCGCCCAAAUUCGCAAGUCCCCAAACCGGAGAAGGUGGAUCAGGCCACGCAAGAUGAGAUCUCGAGCAAAUGCGCCCACUGUGGCAUUGUCUUCCUGGACGAGGUCCUGUACGCCCUGCACAUGAGUUGCCAUGGUGACGGCGGGCCCUUCCAGUGCAGUAUCUGCCUGCACGCUUGCACCGACAAGUACGAUUUCACAACACACAUCCAGCGAGGCCUCCACCGGGCCGCCCCCGAGGCCAACGCCAACCCCUCUAACCAAUGAGCUUUACAAACCUGCAGUGCGAGCACAACUAGAGCGAGCGCUUGUACGAAUGAAUGCAUUGAACUUCUUUGCUUGAAAUGUGCCAAGACGGAUCAUGGUGCCUAAGCAGCCAAUGCAAGAAACUUCAGUCAGCAUAGCAUUUCUGUGGGAGCUCACACACACACUUCGAACGAACAAAAACUGCUUUCGGUACAUGUAGCUACUCAAUCUAGAUAUAUUUUAUUAGUCCGGAUAUGUAAUUUUCGACAAGGCAGUUCAGCAAGCAAGGUACAUCUACUCCAAUCUAACGCUUCGUUUCUCGUCGUCGUGUGUUUUAUGGAAAGUUCUCUUACCUGGUUCUGAUAAAAAAAAAUGAGGAUGUGUUUCUGCAUGUGUGGCUCGGUGUAGGAAAAUGUGGCAGUCGUCUGUCACUAUGGCAACAGCAUAAAUGACUGCCGUCCUCAAACAAACAUCCAGCAUCCUCAGGGAAUGUGUAUGGCUGAAUAGACAACAUUAGUUUAUAGUCUGUCUCUAGUUAACAUUAUACUAAAUGUCUUAUGGUUUUGUUUGUUCUUGUGUUAUAGUUAUAGGGUUAAGAAACUCAAGUCACAGAAUUCCAUCAAACUUUUUUCAAAGCUGCUGCCUUAGUUGCUGGGAUGCAAUUCUCUACUUUAGAAUUUGGGAAGGAAUAAAAAAAAAUAUUUUUUUCUAGGUUGUUAAUAGUAAAAUCGUAUUAUCAGUGCCUGAUAUAUUGUACAAAGUAUUUUCUACAUGAGAUAUGUUGAUAUGCAACAUUGAACUCGCAUCUGAAUAAGAGCCUCGAGUUUGGCUCUGACAAACGUUUACAUUUGCAAAUGUAGCAAACGACGUAAUGAAGCAACACCUGAACUUACUUUCUUUUUUUUUUUUCUUUUUUUUUCACAAAAACAGUAAGACGAUUACAUUUCCUUUCCUCCAAAGGUGGAAUAUUAAACAAAAGUACUAAUUUUGUUUUUUUCUAUUUUUAGUCUUUGGCCACAAAAGGGCACUAUUCAUUCCAUUUUCUGUUGCCUCUCCUUAUGUACUUGUGCUUUGUAGUUGAUGAAGAAGCUUGUAUUGGACUGAAGUCUUCCUGUAUUUUUCUCCUGCUCUUCUGAAACCGAACAUUCAAGGGAAACUGAUGAGUCUGCGCUUUAUUUGGACACUCUACGGGAGCCAGUGCUCUAUAAUAUAAAUAUGAUAACUUUCUGCCAGUCUAAAUUCAUUCUGUUCCGCCUUUAAUUCUAAAGAGCAGUUGAAAACACCUUUGACUUGUUUUUUAACCAUUUUAUUCAGUGUACUGUUGACGAAACGUAAUAACUGCAGGUGUUUCUGGUGCCUUUCGAUGGCAGUUGUCUCAAAGAGGCAUAACAUUGUUAUUUAUAUUGUUGUUUCACCCAGCUGUACUUUGGUUUUUAUGCUCCUUUUGCUAUUUUUAGCACGUGGAGUGGACUACCUGAGCGACUGAAAAUGUGUUUUUAUUAAUGAGCUCAGAAAUGAUCCAAACACACUUUAUCAAGUCAAGCGCUUGAUAUAUAUAUAUUUUAAAAGCUGUUGAUGCAUCUUCAGAGUUUUCCAUUUUAUUUGAAUAGGAAAACGAAAUUUUAAACUCCCAGAUUCUGUUUUUGUUUGCUAGCAAACAAACAGUUUUUUGUUGUUUUUGUUGUUGUGCUCCCUCUCCACACUUGCUCCUUUUCAUGGUCACAGGUUCAGAGUUGGGUCUGGUCUGACUUCUUACAGACUGUCUUACAGACAUUAUUUAUAUGAACUGGGGAGAAGGGGGAGAGAUUGAGGCUCGAAAUGUCUGAUUUGCUCUCUCUCGGUUUCUCCGGAAUAGCCUUACAACGCUGCUUAACUGCAAAUGCCUCUUAAAAAAUAACUGAAAUCAUUAUAGACCGUCGCUUUUCAACAAACCAUUUAUACAGUUGGGUAUUAAAUAACAUAAGAUUCUUUAUUUUUAUUUUGUCUAAAUUUCAUUUUAAUUUGAAAAUGUUAAUGCUUGCACUUCAGUUACUCUAUUGCAAAAGAUGAAAGAUGAAAUGUGUUAUUAGCAUGCUAAGUACAGGUACUGCAUUAUAAUAAAUGAAAGAGAACUUGCCUAUGUUUGAAGGCCUUAGCAAUAUUGAAACACAAGGAGUAUUUGAUGGAGCCUGGAAGCUUGUUUGGCCAAGGUCAAGGCAAAGGGCAUAAAUAUGUAAAUGUUUUAACCAUUAUUCUUAGAAUGUUGUUUUUACACUUGCUGCAUUUAAAGUGCAUAGAUGAUGAUUUUAGGAUUUUCUUUUUUUUUUCAGCUGCCACCUUAACUUUUAUUUUUAUUAUUAUUUUUUCUUUCUUUUUUGUGUGGUAGGUUUUUACAUGCAAAAAAGGUUCAAUAAAGAUGGCAAAGAUGUCUGUUACAUCUAAACUUGAAUAAUAAUGAUGAUGACGAUGAUAAUAAUAAUGAUAAUAAUAAAAUAAUAAAACAUUUUAGCAAUU
Messenger RNA from Labeo rohita (rohu), 10395 nucleotides. It is a transcript of the gene trps1, whose product is annotated as trichorhinophalangeal syndrome I. The transcript is spliced from 8 exons. The coding region runs from base 4072 to 7923 and encodes 1283 amino acids. Gene Ontology annotation, cellular component: nucleus. Gene Ontology annotation, molecular function: RNA polymerase II transcription regulatory region sequence-specific DNA binding; DNA-binding transcription factor activity; zinc ion binding. The record is from RefSeq and is a predicted model, not a curated record. Lineage: Eukaryota; Metazoa; Chordata; Actinopteri; Cypriniformes; Cyprinidae. Gene Ontology annotation, biological process: regulation of transcription by RNA polymerase II.